GGUGCGUUCAUUCUCUCCGAAAACGAGCUUCCUGCAGAAAAGAACUGGAAACAGGAGUAAGAGAGACCUGGCUGCAGGCAGAGCGAGCAGCAUGAACUCGACGACUCCAGCAGGCCCCGUGGCCAAUUCCGUGUUUGUGGUGGCACCCCACAAAGGCUAUCCUGUGAUCCCGGGAGCCGUGUCUCAGGUGCCCCUCUACCCAAGCAACCAGCCUCAGGUCCACCUAAUUCCUGGGAACCCACCCUGUUUGGUGCCGAGUGUGAAUGAGCUGGCUCCCAGGAAAGUCUUGAAAGAAGGCAAGGUCUUAGGGGCCAUCCAGAUCCUCAUCGGUCUGCUGCACAUCAGCCUGGGCUCCGUCAUGGCGACCGUACUCCCAGGGUUCUACCUGUCCAUCUCCUUCUACGGAGGCUUCCCCUUCUGGGCAGGCAUCUGGUUUAUCAUUUCAGGAUCCCUCUCGGUGGCAGCAGAAAAUCAGCCCAAUUCCUCUUGCCUGCUGAAUGGCAGCGUGGGCUUGAACAUCUUCAGCGCAGUCUGUUCCGCGGUGGGAAUCAUACUCUUCAUCACGGACAUAAGCCUUGUGGGAACUUAUGGCAACCUUGAUUACUACCCUCCCUUUUACAACUGGGGCAUUAACCCUGGGGUCGCUAUUUCCGGUGUGCUGCUCAUCUUCUGCCUCCUGGAGUUCUGCGUGGCCUGCACCUCUUCCCACUUUGGCUGCCAGCUGGCCUGCUGUCAAUACAACAACGUGGGCAUGGUCCUCCCAAAUGUCUAUGCAGCCAACCCUGUGGUCGUCCCAGAACCACCGAACUCGGUGCCAAGUUACUCCAAUGUGGGUCAAGCCUCCAAAUAAGCCAAGUUAAGAAUUCUAGAAAUAUCUUUCACUGGGACCAAAAGAAGUUCUCCCUUUUCUGGGCUUUCAUGCCAGGUUCUUCCUCCCCUGGCAAACUGAGGCACGUGCCUCUCCCACUUCUCACACCCUGGACUUCAUGCCCACUAAGUCCUGCUGUUCUUCUACUGAAAAGAUGGAACGCUCACGUGGAUUCUAACCCAGAGGUCCUGCCUGGGUCACGUGCUCCUGUGUGCAUGUG
Molecule: messenger RNA, 1088 nt
Organism: Sciurus carolinensis (gray squirrel)
Lineage: Eukaryota; Metazoa; Chordata; Mammalia; Rodentia; Sciuridae
Gene: Ms4a8
Product: membrane spanning 4-domains A8
Exons: 7
Coding region: 92-850 (252 amino acids)
Biological process (GO): cell surface receptor signaling pathway
Cellular component (GO): plasma membrane
Source: RefSeq, a predicted model, not a curated record